Molecule: messenger RNA, 840 nt
Organism: Guillardia theta CCMP2712
Lineage: Eukaryota; Cryptophyceae; Pyrenomonadales; Geminigeraceae
Exons: 17
Coding region: 49-840 (263 amino acids)
Molecular function (GO): oxidoreductase activity, acting on the CH-OH group of donors, NAD or NADP as acceptor
Source: RefSeq, a predicted model, not a curated record
CAAAGGAAAGCUGGAAGCCCGAACUGCCUCAGUGCGCUUCCGGGCACCAUGGAGAAAGAUGACCAGACUCCAAGGACACCUCUCGGGGCUCUUUCUCGCGUCCUCGUCGUCGGAAGCUCAAGGGGCAUCGGAUUAGAAUUCGUCAAGCAACUGCUGGCAAAGGAAUGCCUUGUGGUUGCAACUUAUCGAGGAGAGAGCCCGGGUGAAGAAAUGCAAAAGCUCAAGGCAAAGUAUGGAGAGAAACUUGAGCUUUUGCAGCUGGACGUCAAGGAUGAGAAGAGUGUAGCCAGCGCUGCUGAAGCUCUCAAGGCUCGGUUCAAGGGAAAUCCAGAGCUCACGCACAUUGUGCACAAUGCUGGGAUCUAUGGGCCUUCAGGAUCAUUCGAUGGCAAGCCUCGCAGCGGUCGGUCUGCAGCGCCUGCUGUCACCAAGCAAUCCAUGAUGGAUGUGUUUGAAGUGAACACGGUCGGUCCUCUGCUAGUUGCACAGUCAUUCGUGCCUCUCCUCAAGAAGCCAAAAUCACCCCAGGAUUAUCCUAUUCUUGCCAUCCUCACCAGCAAGGUGGGAAGUGUUGAUGACAAUGGUUCCGGCGGGGCGUACGCGUACAGAGCAAGCAAGAGCGCCUGCAACAUAGUGGCCAAGAGCCUCUUCAACGAUCUCCGUGACGAGGCCGCGGUCUUCUUGCUGCAUCCUGGGUAUGUAAGAACGGAUAUGACCAACGGACAAGGGCUGAUUAACGCGGACGAGAGCGUGUCUGGGAUGCUCCGAGCCAUUGAAGCGACUGACGGCUCAACUCCUUUCCGUUGGGUAGACUACAAGGCCUGUCUCAUUCCAUGGUGA